AUGCCUGGAAAGAUCCUCUGCGUAGCGGAGAAACCUUCCAUUGCAAAGGCCGUAGCAGGCCAUCUCUCAGGAGGGCAGUAUCAGACCUCAAACACAGGCAACACGUACAUAAAAAACUACUCCUUUACCUUCGACUUUGGUCCACCAUGGGGCAAUUGCAAUGUUGUCAUGACCUGUGUUUCAGGUCAUUUGACCGAACUUACUUUCGGUCCAGAUUAUAAUGACUGGAGUUAUCCUCCCCCGGAGCGUCUGUUCGAUGCCCCUGUCCGUACAACUAUUGAUCAGAAAAACAGAGCUAUCUCCUCGAAUAUUGAAAACCAGGCAAGAGGUGCCAGGGCUCUCUUCAUCUGGACUGAUUGCGAUCUGGAAGGAGAGCAUAUUGGUAGCGAGGUGCGGGCAGAAGCUCUGAAAGGCAACAGUCGACUCGAGGUUAAGAGAGCAAGAUUCAGUAAUAUCGAGAGGGCACACGUUAUUCGUGCGGCAAAGAACCCCAUUGAUCUUGAUGAUCGUCAGGUUAAUGCGGUUGCUGCUCGCAUGGAGCUGGAUCUGAGAAUUGGGUAUGCUUUCACAAGGUUUCAGACCAAAACUCUUCGAGCAUUGGGCGGCCCAUUCUCCGAUCUUAUCUUAAGCUACGGGUCUUGCCAGUUCCCAACCCUUGGUUUUGUUGUGGACCGCUACUUCAGAGUCAAAAACUUUGUGCCAGAGCCUUUCUGGAGUAUCAAAGUCACACACAAACGAGACGAUAUUAAUGUAGUUUUCAACUGGAGACGAAACCGCCUCUUCGACCGUGCAGUGGUAACCAUACUAUUUGAGAGAUGCCUUGCUGCAAAGACUGCGAAGGUCACCAAAGUCCAGGAGAAGCCAACUAGUAAGUGGAGGCCAUUGCCUUUGACAACGGUGGAGUUACAGAAAAUGGCUAGCAGGUUCCUGCGCAUGAACAGUCAGCAGGCUAUGAGCAUUGCAGAAAAUUUGUACAACAAGGGCUUCAUCAGCUAUCCAAGAACCGAAACAGACCGUUUCGAUAAAGGGAUGAACCUUCGGGCUUUGGUCGAGAAGCAGACUCCGGAUAACCGGUGGGGAGCGUUCGCUCAAAACCUGGUAAAUGGAGCCUUCAGACAACCGCGGGAGGGAAGACACGAUGAUAAGGCACAUCCUCCUAUCCAUCCAAUAGCAUACUGCGCCCCGACAGCAUUGAACGCCGAGGAAGGUCGCGUCUACGAAUUUAUCACGCGCCGAUUUCUGGCUUGUUGUUCAGACGAUGCGAAAGGCAAAGCUACAGAUGUCGAGAUCGAGUACGGGGACGAAAUGUUUCACACGCGCGGCCUCAUCGUCUUGGAACGAAACUUCCUCGACGUGUACCCAUAUGAGAAGUGGACUAAUAGCGCGGUCUUACCGAACUUCACGCUUGGAGAGAGAUUCGAACCUACAGAGGCUUUGAUGACAGACGGGAAAACCUCUGCCCCUGGGUACCUUACGGAGCCUGAGCUUAUUGCGUUGAUGGAUGCCAAUGGUAUUGGCACUGAUGCUACGAUGGCUGAACAUAUUGCGAAGAUCAAGACCCGAAGCUAUGUCUACACACAACCAAAGACAGCAGGGCGAGGUGGAGGUGGCAACGAUGGCAGCGACAGUGAUGAAGCACCUGCCGCCGGACGCGGAGGCAGAGGAGGGCGAGGCGGAAGAAGUAAUAGAGGAGGUCGGGGGGGAGGCGGAAGGGGAGGGGGAGGGGGAGGGGCAGCUGGUGGUGGAGUUGAAGAAUUCAUACCCUCGACGCUUGGUGUAGCGCUCGUGGCUGGCUAUGACAGAAUGGGGUUUGAAACAAGUCUCAGCAAACCAUUCCUUCGAAAGGAGAUGGAGUUGCGUAUGAAGGCGAUCUGUGAAGGUCGGGCGACACGUGCCGAAGUGAUGCGGGAGAGUUUAAGACAGUACAGGGAUGUAUUCAUGCAAUCCAAGGAGAGGGUUCACCUCUUGAAGGAUUCUUGCAGGACAUAUGUGCUCAAUAAUGGGGCGGGUCUAUAG
This is a messenger RNA of Amorphotheca resinae ATCC 22711, 2016 nucleotides long. RefSeq lists its product as hypothetical. The coding region runs from base 1 to 2016 and encodes 671 amino acids. The record is from RefSeq and is a predicted model, not a curated record. The transcript is spliced from 6 exons. Gene Ontology annotation, molecular function: DNA topoisomerase type I (single strand cut, ATP-independent) activity; DNA binding. Gene Ontology annotation, biological process: DNA topological change. Gene Ontology annotation, cellular component: nucleus. Lineage: Eukaryota; Fungi; Ascomycota; Leotiomycetes; Helotiales; Amorphothecaceae.